GGGUCCCGCCCGCCUGGGGGGGCGCAGGAAGAGGCCUGGGCUGGGCAGCGACCACAGCGUUUAACCUGCAGCAGCGCCUCUCAACCCACGAUUCUGUCCCCAGGGGACUCGUGGCGAUGUUUGCAGACACCGGGGUGCGGGAGCCACUAAGCCCCCCGCGUGAACAGGAGGCCCCUUCCUGUAAAGAGGCCGCCUGAUGUCAGCAGUCCCGCCAAGGUGGAGAGGCCUGCUUACAGGAAGCGGGGCCAGACUCCCCUGGAGGAGAAGGGAGUGGGGAAACACUGGUUUCUAGGAGGGUCUAAGACUGUUGAUCCCAGCUCAGCCCUGGGCCCCCGUCCCUCCCCACAUGGCCGUACCAGGAGGGUCCCAGAGAACAAGAGUCGUGAGGUCAGGGCCCUGUCUCCUUCACGUCUGCCCUGGAAUUUAAACGGGGGACUCUUAGUGUUUCUGGGUGAUGAGUGACAGUAAAGGAGGGAAAGCAGGUCAGCUGCUGGGUCGGUUUGGGGGUCUGGUGGUGAGUGUGUUUGGAUGUGCUGCGUGGAUGCAUCCGUGGGGAGGCAUCCAGUGGGUGGUUAGAAUGUGGGGUGUCGGCAGUGCAGACUCGGGGGCCCCUGCACAGAGCUGGGGGGCGGGGGCAGGGAGAGGGCUGCCAGGGCAGGUGGAGGUGUACAGACCACAGGGCCUCCCUCAGCAAACUUUCCUGCUGGGGGCUAGGUGGGGGCUGGAGCUUAACUGGGAUCAAGACAGGCUCUGCCUUGAGGACUGAAACUUGGAGCUGUGGCUGCCUCAGUACCCGCUGUACCAGCUGGGCGGUCCCCAGCUCCGCGUGUUCCGUACUAACUUCUUCAUCCAGCUGGUGCGGCCCGGCACGGCACAGCCGGAAGACACCGUGCAGUUCCGGAUCCCCCUGGAGAUGACCAGGGUGGACCUCAGGAACUACCUAGAGAGUAUCUACCAGGUGCCGGUGGCGGCCGUGCGGACACGGGUGCAGCACGGUUCCAACAGGAAGCGGGAUCACAGACACGUGAGGGUGAAGAAGCCAGAUUACAAGGUCGCCUACGUGCAGUUGGCCCACGGACAGACCUUCACGUUCCCCAACCUGUUUCCCGAGAAGGAGCAGGGCCCCGAGGGCAGUGCUGACGCCCACCUCCAGGACCACUUUAUGGAGGAGCAGCGGCAGCGGCAGCGGCGGAGCAGUGACCCCCGGCAUGGCGGUGUCCCUGCCUGGUUCAGCCUGUGACGGGGCCCCUGACGGGCCCAGCAAAUGGGCAGCUAUGCAGAGCCAGCCCUGUGGCCCCAAUAAAAGUCCUGCUGUACACAAACAAGCCAGAGCUCCGUCUC
Messenger RNA from Loxodonta africana (African savanna elephant), 1341 nucleotides. It is a transcript of the gene MRPL23, whose product is annotated as mitochondrial ribosomal protein L23. Gene Ontology annotation, cellular component: ribosome; mitochondrial large ribosomal subunit. The transcript has 5 exons. NCBI's taxonomy places the organism in Eukaryota, Metazoa, Chordata, Mammalia, Proboscidea, Elephantidae. Gene Ontology annotation, molecular function: structural constituent of ribosome. The coding region runs from base 914 to 1240 and encodes 108 amino acids. Gene Ontology annotation, biological process: mitochondrial translation. The record is from RefSeq and is a predicted model, not a curated record.